Gastrolobium bilobum is the source of this 1617-nucleotide messenger RNA. RefSeq names its product low affinity inorganic phosphate transporter 1-like. Gene Ontology annotation, molecular function: phosphate transmembrane transporter activity. Bases 1 to 1617 code for a protein of 538 amino acids. The transcript has a single exon. The record is from RefSeq and is a predicted model, not a curated record. Gene Ontology annotation, cellular component: membrane. Lineage: Eukaryota; Viridiplantae; Streptophyta; Magnoliopsida; Fabales; Fabaceae. Gene Ontology annotation, biological process: phosphate ion transport; transmembrane transport.
AUGGCACGAGAACUGGCAGUGCUGAAUGCACUCGAUGUGGCCAAGACACAAUGGUACCACUUCACAGCAAUUGUGAUAGCUGGAAUGGGUUUCUUCACUGAUGCCUAUGAUCUCUUUUGCAUUUCCAUUGUCACCAAGUUGCUUGGGAGGAUAUAUUACCCAGAUAUUCAUAAUUCAAAGCCAGGAAAUCUUCCUGCUCCUAUUCAAGCUGCUGUGACUGGUGUUGCACUGUGUGGGACACUAGCAGGCCAACUAUUCUUUGGUUGGCUUGGUGACAAAAUGGGAAGAAAAAGGGUCUAUGGUUUAACCCUUAUGCUCAUGGUAGUGUGUUCAAUUGCCUCAGGACUCUCUUUUGGUAAAACUGCUAAAGGUGUCAUGGCCACACUAUGUUUCUUCAGGUUCUGGCUUGGUUUUGGAAUUGGUGGUGAUUACCCUCUUUCAGCUACAAUCAUGUCUGAAUAUGCCAACAAAAAGACUAGAGGGGCAUUUAUAGCUGCUGUUUUUGCUAUGCAAGGAUUUGGAAUCUUGGCUGGUGGAAUAUUUUCCUUGAUUGUCUCAGCUGCAUUUCAACACAAAUAUAGGCAUACUCUUGUUAAGUUUGAAACAAAUGCAGAAGCAUCCAUUGUACUACCUGCAUUUGAUUAUGUUUGGCGUAUCAUUUUAAUGUUUGGUGCAUUCCCAGCAGCACUUACCUAUUACUGGCGUAUGAAAAUGCCAGAAACAGCACGUUACACUGCACUUGUUGCUAGGAAUGCAAAACAAGCUGCCGCAGACAUGUCUAAGGUGUUAGAAGUUGAACUUCAAGCUGAAGAGGACAAGGUACGGAAAUUUACAGAGACUGAAAACCUGAAGUAUGGUUUGUUCACAAGGGAAUUUGCAAAACGACAUGGGCUUCAUUUACUGGGAACAACUACAACUUGGUUCUUGUUGGAUAUAGCAUUCUAUAGCCAGAAUCUUUUCCAAAAGGACAUUUUCACUGCAGUUGGUUGGAUCCCUCCAGCAAAACAAAUGAAUGCAAUCGAGGAGGUUUUUAAAAUUGCAAAAGCACAAACACUUAUAGCAUUAUUCAGUACUGUGCCAGGUUAUUGGUUCACAGUUGCAUUUAUUGAUAUCAUGGGUCGUUUUGCUAUCCAAUUGAUGGGUUUCUUCUUCAUGACUGUGUUCAUGUUUGCUCUGGCUAUACCAUAUUACCAUUGGAAAGCGCAUGACAAAUAUGGGUUUGUUAUUAUGUAUUCCUUGACUUUCUUCUUCUCUAAUUUUGGUCCAAAUGCUACCACAUUUGUUGUGCCAGCAGAGAUUUUCCCAGCGAGGCUAAGAUCUACUUGUCAUGGACUCUCAGCAGCUGCAGGAAAAGCAGGAGCAAUUGUGGGUGCAUUUGGGUUCUUAUAUGCUGCUCAAGGUACACAUGAGGCAGAGGUUGCUGGUACAGGGUACAACAAAGGUAUUGGGAUUAAGAACUCUCUCAUUAUGUUGGGUGUGGUCAACUGCUUAGGAAUGUUAUUCACCUUACUGGUUCCUGAACCAAACGGAAAAUCACUUGAGGAGUUGAGUGGAGAGAAUGAAGAUACUUCUGAUGGACUUGAGCUUGAAGGGUCUUCUAAGACUGGUCAUGUUUGA